Molecule: messenger RNA, 4176 nt
Organism: Callorhinus ursinus (northern fur seal)
Lineage: Eukaryota; Metazoa; Chordata; Mammalia; Carnivora; Otariidae
Gene: HDAC6
Product: histone deacetylase 6
Biological process (GO): epigenetic regulation of gene expression
Cellular component (GO): histone deacetylase complex
Molecular function (GO): histone deacetylase activity; zinc ion binding
Source: RefSeq, a predicted model, not a curated record
CAGCGCGCCGCGCGGGAAGCCGCCGGGAGGAGAGGAGACGCCCCUUCCUAAUUCCCUCGCUUGCUCUCUUGAGUCCUCGUGCGACACGACUGGCGCGGGUCCGGAGGACUCCCAAGGUGACUGGACAAGGACGGAGGGACAGCGGCCACGGCAGCCAGGACAACAGCGGCGGUGGUUGGGGGAGGGGCGAGCUUGAGCCUGAGCACCGCCUCGAACCGCCGCCGCGCACUUCACGCAGGCGCAGCACGGCCAGCGUCGCACUGGCGCGCUGACGUGCUGACGCGCUGACGCGCUGACUUGGCGUUGUCACCUCCACCCCACCCCCCAGAACGGCGUCAGGGGUGAAGUCUCCCCGACCAUGACCUCCACCGGCCAGGACUCCACCACAACCAGGCAGCGAAGGAGUAGGCAUAACCCCCAUUCGCCCCCCCAUGACUCCAGCGUCACCUCGAAGCGAGGUGUUAAGAAGGGUGCCUUACUCCACUCCAGCCCUAGUCUAGCAGAGGUAAAGAAGAAAGGCAGAAUGAAGAAGCUCAGCCAAGCAGCAGAGCAAGACCUAAUCGUGGGCCUGCAAGGGCUGGAUCUGAACCUUGAGGCCAAGACACUGUCUGGCACUGGCUUGGUGUUUGAUGAGCAGCUAAAUGAAUUCCACUGCCUCUGGGAUGACAGCUUCCCUGAAGGCCCUGAGCGGCUCCAUGCCAUCAAGGAACAGCUGAUCCAGGAGGGCCUUCUGGACCGCUGUGUGUCCUUCCAGGCUCGGUUUGCUGAAAAGGAGGAGCUGAUGUUGGUUCACAGCCUAGAAUACAUUGAUCUGAUGGAGACGACCCAGUACAUGAAUGAAGGAGAGCUCCACAUCCUAGCAGACACCUAUGACUCAGUUUACCUGCAUCCGAACUCAUAUACCUGUGCCUGCCUGGCCUCGGGCUCUGUCCUCAGGCUGGUGGAUGCAGUCCUGGGGAACGAGAUCCGGAAUGGCAUGGCCAUCAUCAGGCCUCCUGGACACCAUGCCCAGCACAGUCUUAUGGAUGGAUAUUGCAUGUUCAACCACGUGGCCGUGGCUGCCCGCUACGCUCAAAAGAAGCAUGCCAUUCAGAGGGUCCUUAUCGUGGACUGGGAUGUGCACCAUGGUCAAGGAACACAGUUUACCUUUGACCAGGACCCCAGCGUCCUCUAUUUCUCCAUCCACCGCUACGAGCAGGGUCGGUUCUGGCCCCACCUGAAGGCCUCUAACUGGUCCACCAUAGGUUUUGGCCGAGGCCAGGGAUAUACCAUGAAUGUGCCUUGGAACCAGGUGGGGAUGCGAGACGCCGACUACAUUGCUGCUUUCCUGCACCUCCUUCUGCCGGUCGCCCUUGAGUUCCAGCCCCAGCUGGUCCUGGUGGCCGCUGGAUUUGAUGCCCUCCAAGGGGACCCCAAGGGUGAGAUGGCCGCCACUCCGGCAGGGUUCGCUCAGCUCACCCACCUGCUCAUGGGUCUGGCAGGAGGCAAGCUGAUCCUGUCUCUGGAGGGUGGCUACAACCUGCGCUCCCUGGCUGAGGGCGUCAGCGCCUCCCUCCACACCCUCCUGGGAGACCCCUGCCCCAUACUGGAGUCUCCUGGUGCCCCCUGCCCAAGUGCCCAGGCGUCACUCUCCUGCGCUCUGGAAGCCUUGGAGCCCUUCUGGGAGGUCCUUGUAAGAUCAGCUGAGACCCUGGAGGAGGACUUCCUGGAGGAGGAGAACGUGGAGAAGGAAGAAGAGGGACCGUGGCAGCCCCCGGCGCUCCCAAUCCCGACGUGGCCGGUGCUACAGGCUCGCACAGGGCUGGUCUAUGACCAGCGGAUGAUGGGUCACUACAACUUGUGGGACAACCACCACCCAGAGAUGCCUCAGCGAGUCUUUCGGAUCAUGCGCCGUUUGGAAGAACUGGGCCUUGCGGGGCGCUGCCUCACGUUGCCCGCACGUCCCGCCACGGAUGCCGAACUGCUCACCUGCCACAGUGCUGAGUACGUGGGUCGUCUGCGGGCCACAGCGAAGAUGAAAACCCGGGAGCUGCACCGCGAGGGCUCCAACUUCGACUCCAUCUACAUCUGCCCCAGCACCUUCGCCUGUGCACAGCUGGCCACUGGCGCCGCCUGCCGCCUGGUGGAGGCUGUGCUGGCCGGCGAGGUUUUGAAUGGCACUGCUGUGGUGCGUCCCCCAGGACACCAUGCAGAGCGGGAUGCCGCUUGUGGUUUUUGCUUUUUCAACUCUGUGGCUGUGGCUGCUCGCCAUGCCCAAGCCAUCAGUGGGCAUGCGCUGCGGAUCCUCAUAGUGGACUGGGACGUCCAUCAUGGUAAUGGAACUCAGCACAUAUUUGAGCAAGACCCCAGCGUGCUGUACAUUUCCCUGCACCGAUACGACCACGGCACCUUCUUUCCCAUGGGGGAUGAGGGCGCCAGCAGCCAGAUAGGCCGGGCCACAGGCACCGGCUUCACUGUCAACGUGGCCUGGAACGGGCCCCGCGUGGGCGACGCCGACUACCUGGCUGCCUGGCAUCGUCUGGUGCUCCCUAUUGCCUACGAGUUUAACCCAGAACUGGUGCUGGUCUCGGCUGGCUUUGAUGCUGCACGGGGGGACCCGCUGGGCGGCUGCCAGGUGUCACCUGAGGGCUAUGCACACCUCACCCACCUGCUGAUGGGCCUUGCCAAUGGCCGUAUCAUCCUAAUCCUAGAGGGUGGCUACAACCUGACAUCCAUCUCGGAGUCCAUGGCUGCCUGCACCCGUUCCCUCCUUGGGGACCCACCACCGCUGCUAACCCUGUCGCAGCCCCUGCUGUCAGGGGCCCUGGCCUCCAUCACCGAGACCAUCCAAGUCCAUCGCAGAUACUGGCGCAGCUUGCGGGUUAUGAAGGUCGAAGACAAGGAGGGACCCUCCAGUUCUAAGCCGAUCCCCAAGAAGGAGACCCAGCCAGCCAACCGUGGGUCAGCUGUGGGGAUGAGCGCACCAGACGGGAACAUUCUGGAUGCGGACGCAGGGAAGGCUGCCUCAGCAUCAUCCGUAGAAGUGGCCACUCCAGACCAAGCUAAGUCAGAGACUGCCGUGGUGGAGCUCAAUCAGGACCAAACCUCGGAGUCUCCCACCCGGGAAGCCACGGCGGACCAGACCCCCUCAGAGGCAGCCACGGGAGGGGCCGUGCUGGACCAGACCAUGGUGGAGUCUGCCGCGGUUGGAGCCACGCCAGGCCAGACCCCCUCAGAGGAAGCCGUGGGGGGAGCUGAGGUGAUCCAAACCCCUCCAGCCUUAUGUACUGACAAGCAGACUCCUCCAGCCUCACCUGCGCAAGGAGCCACCCGCCAGAUAUCCCCCAGUAAGCUGCCUGAGAAUCUCAGGACCUUGGGCCUAAACAGCGAGGCUCAGGAGGCCCCAGAAUCUCAGAUCCCAGAAGAGGAGCGGCUGCUAGGAGAGGCAGCUGGAGGUGAGGACAGAGAUGAUUCCGUGCUGAUUCAGAGCUUUGGGGACUGUGCCAACACUGACCAGGUCAUGUUUUAUGCCGUGACACCGCUGCCCUGGUGUCCCCAUUUGGUGGCAGUACGUCCCAUACCUGAAUCGGGCCUGGACGUGACCCAACCUUGUCAGGACUGUGGAACGCUCCAGGAGAACUGGGUGUGUCUGUCUUGCUAUCAGGUCCACUGUGGCCGUUACGUCAGUGCCCAUAUGCUCCAACACCACGAAGUCUCAGGACACCCGCUGGUCCUCAGCUACGUCGACCUGUCUACCUGGUGUUACAACUGUGAGGCCUAUGUCCACCACCAGGCUCUCCUGGAUGUGAAGAACGUCGCUCACCAGAACAAGUUCGGGGAGAACAUGCCCCACUCACACUAAAUCCCAGCACGUGCCCCUCUUCUCCACCUUCUGAGCACCUGGAUGAGGGGCAGCCUCACUCCAUCCCAUCCUGAAGACUCUUUUCACCUCCCCAAGGGUGCCGAUUUAAGCAUAAAUACCUGUAAGAGGACGGUGAUGAUCAAUUGUAAAUCUCUCUGCCCACUGUCUGUUGGAGGGACUCCAUCUUCUCUGCCCGGGAAGGAAAGCGGGGGGGUUCAGUGGUCCCAAGAGGGGGCUCAUAUCACAAAGCUGAUGCUUUGGAGAGAGGGGCAUCAACUGACAAUAUAUAGCAGAGUUCCAUUUGUAAUAAAGGACAAGCUGUUAGAAAACCUGGA